AUGUCGGGGCCAGAAGGGACGCGACGGCGGUUGCAGCUGGCGCGCAGGUCGCAGGAGGAGGUGCAGGGGUGGUCGGCGAGCGCCCCGACGCCGCUCGGAGACGCGACGCUGAGGCUGCCGGACGGCGAGGAGAUCCCGCUCCCCGCGUUCCGGGACGCCUCCGGCGCAAGGUUCGUCGACGUCCGUUCGCUGUACGGGAAGACGGGCGUGUGUACGUUCGACCCCGGUUUCAUGAGCACAGGCGCAUGUCGCAGCACGAUCACGUUCAUCGACGGCAAGGCCGGCAGGCUGCUGUACCGCGGGUACGACGUGUUGGACCUCGCGCAGCAGGGCGACUGGAUCGACAGCUGCUUCCUUCUGCUGUACGGCAACCUGCCCUCGCUCCACGAACGGGGGGUGUUCCGGCACCGCAUUGAGACCAACAUGCUGGUCCACGUCAGCCUGACCAAGUUCUUCGAGGGGUUCAAGCGCGACGCCCACCCGAUGGCCAUCAUGGUCGGAGUGGUCGGCGCGCUCUCCGCCUUCUUCCCGUUCGACGACAUCUGGAACCCGCGCCUGCGCGACGACGCGUGCAUCAACCUCAUCGCAAAGGUGCCCACGCUGGCCGCCAUGGCGUACAAGCACAGCAUCGGCGAGCCGUGCGUCUACCCGAAGAAGGGCCUCAGCUACGCGGCGAACCUCCUGUACAUGCUCCACGCCGUCCCCACCGAGCCGUUCGUGCUCGACCCCGUCCUCGCGCGCGCCCUCGAGAAGAUCAUCGUCCUGCACAUGGACCACGAGCAGAACGCCAGCACGUCGACGGUGCGCAGCGCCGGGUCGUCGCAGGCGAACCCGUACGCGUGCAUCGCCGCGGGCAUCGCCACGCUGUGGGGCCCCGCGCACGGCGGCGCCAACGAGGCCGUCCUCAAGAUGCUCAUCGAGAUCGGCACCCCGGACCGCAUCCCGGAGUACGUCGCGCGCGCCAAGGACCGCGACGACCCCUUCCGCCUCAUGGGCUUCGGGCACCGCGUGUACAAGACGUACGACCCGCGCGCGCGCGCCAUGCAGGACGUGUGCCGCGAGGUCCUGGGCCACCUGCAGCUCAAGGACCCGCUGCUCGACGUCGCGAUCGAGCUCGAGCGGAUCGCGACGAACGACGAGUACUUCGUCGCGCGCAACCUCUACCCGAACGUGGACUUCUACUCGGGCAUCGUCCUGCGCGCGCUGGGCAUCCCCAUGUCCAUGUACACCGUGCUCUUCGCCGUGUCGCGCACCGUGGGCUGGGUCGCGCAGUGGAAGGAGAUGGCCGAGGAGCUCCCGCCGAAGAUUUCGAGACCCAGGCAGGCGUUCCAGGGGCACAUGGACAGGACCUUCACGCCGAGCGGGGAGGGCCGCCUCUCCAAGUCGCCCGCGGCCACGCCCCCGGACGUGGAGCUGGCGGUGUUGGAGCGCAAGAAACAACAGCACCGCGACAUCGAGCUGCAGGAGGUGUCCAUGGAUUUCGCCUCCGUGCACGUCGCCCAGUAG
This is a messenger RNA of Pedinophyceae sp. YPF-701, 1506 nucleotides long. Lineage: Eukaryota; Viridiplantae; Chlorophyta; Pedinophyceae. The record is from the annotation of a GenBank genome assembly.